AUGUUAUGGAGACCAAUAAAUGGUGAAAUAUUGAAAAUAAAUAUUUUUUUUCAGGAAAAAAGUGAAGAAAAAAUUACUGAAUUGAAACAAAUCAAUAGAAAUUUGAGUCAGAUUCCACUCGACUUUCAAAAAGUAAUUCAAAAUCAAGAGACAAUAAUCAAUCGUGUCGAAUUAAUGGAAAAAAAAUUUGAGAAUCAAAUUCAAGGCAUGACAAAUUUAAUACAAGAAAAAUUUAUGAAUCAUCAUCAUCAAAAUGAGUCUGUUGAUAUCUCUUCAAACAACUUUGUCAAAUCUCAAGACAAGACAAUCCAAAAUGAUCGAAUAGAAAAGUUUUUUGAAAAUUCUUGGCUAAAUCAAUCCCAACGAAAGGAAUUAAUACCAUCCAUACGAAAGCAUGAAUCACAAUUCAAAAAAAAUCCAACGACUGAAAUAAAAAGAGUCGAAUUGAUUGAAGUGGAUGACGAUGAUGAUGAUAAUGAUAACAAUAUGGAAGUCUCCACUGCAAAUAGUGAUGAAAUUUUCAAAUCAUCACAAUUGGAUUCUUUGUCUCAUUUGCCUUCUGUGAGUAACGAUUCCACGGUAAAGCGUCGUAGCGAAGAUUCAAUUUCACGAGAAAAUGAUGCUGGAAAAUCACGACGUUUCAAAGAAAAUGAUGGCAAUAUUGGAUCCGUAAACUUACAAUCCAAUGAGCAUUCCGGUAUAAUGGCCGCUACGCAGUCUAAUUAUGUAGCGAAGACCGAGAAUUCUGGACUUAAAAUCUUCGACUCUAACAAUGUGAUACAAUCUCGCCUAAAUAAACAAUCCACAUCGAAACCAAGAAUAAUCCUUCCAUCUCAAGAUCGACUAAUUCCUUUAAAAGAUAAAAUCGACGAAAUACCCGAAAAUUUCAUGUUGCCAUCACGUAAAAGUCGAUCAAAAAUUGAAGAUUUUUCUCAAUUAUACUCAUCUUUAGAUAUUUCAUACGACGAUUUAUAAGUGUAUUUUUUUAUAAAAUUGAAAAUUUAUUUU
This is a messenger RNA of Dermatophagoides pteronyssinus (European house dust mite), 1008 nucleotides long. RefSeq lists its product as uncharacterized. The record is from RefSeq and is a predicted model, not a curated record. Lineage: Eukaryota; Metazoa; Arthropoda; Arachnida; Sarcoptiformes; Pyroglyphidae.